CCUCACCAAGCUCACCAAAUGCAGUUUGGAAAAGAGUUUGUGAGGCAAAGCAGCUUCUACAAAUGUGUGAUAAAUGAGGAAGAGUCAGGUCUGGAUUCUGCAGAUGUGUUUGAGUUGGCUUUCAAAGGGAAUGCUUCAGCCAUCGAUCGUUUAAACAGAAAAAGUCCAGAAGACCUAAGCUCCAGGGAUGAGAAUGGAGCAAACCCUUUGCAUUAUGCUUCAGCUGGUGGAAACCUGGACAUAAUUCGACUCAUUGUGUCUAUUGUAGGCCCUGAGGAGCUGAAUGUACAGGAUGAGCAGGGCAGAACUACUCUACACUGGGCCGUGGAGCAGAAUCAAGGGCAGAGCUGUGCAUUACUGCUGGAGCUGGGUGCUAACCCCAACCUCCUCAACAGCGCCCUGAUGGCCCCUUUGCACCUGGCUAUUACAAAAGGACACAACCAUCUAGUAGAGCUCCUUCUGUCUUGUGGCAAGACAGAUGCCAAUCUGGAGGGGGAUCUGGGAAACACUCCCGCGAUGUUGGCCUGCACCAACAAUAACUACCAAGCUCUCCACGUUCUUUUCAAACAUGGUGCCGAAAUGUGUCGUCAGAACAAACUUGGCCACUACGCCAUCCAUACGGUUGCUUUUGCAGGUGCCAAGGAGUCUAUGGAGCUGGUUUUGAAAAUUGGAGAGGAGAUGGGUAUUUCCUCCGUAGUGCACAUUAAUUAUUUGGAUAAGACCAGAAGCAGUCCCCUCCAUCUGGCUGUACGUGGGGGGAAUACAGAGGUGAUCAAACUUUGCAUCAUUAAAGGAGCAAAAGUGGAUCAGCAACAGUGUGACAGAUCCACAGCCCUCCACUUUGCCUGCACUCAGGGCGCCAUUGAGGCUGUCAAAAUCAUGCUUUCCUCUUAUAACAGUGUGGAGGACAUCAUCAACAUUAGGGAUGGAGCCUAUCAGACCCCCUUACAUAGAGCCACAUUGUUUGAUCAUGUCGAGCUGGCUGAAUAUCUUGUUUCAAAGGGAGCAGAAGUUGACUGCAUUGACUGUAAAGGUCUGUCCCCUCUGCUGCUAGGCUCAAGCUGCGGUGCAUGGAGAACAGUGGUAUUUUUACUGUCAAAAGGUGCCGAUUUCAAAAUCAAAGACAAAGCAGGGCGCAACUUCCUCCACUUUGUGACUCUGCAAACAAAAGGGCUGAAAAAUCUGCCUGACACAAUCUUACAGAGUACUGCCGUGAAGCAGAUGUUGUCUGAUGAGGAUGUAGAAGGCUGCACUCCUCUGCACUAUGCCUGCAAACUUGGCAUCCAUGACUCAGUAAAAAACAUGCUGGGUCUCAAUAUCUGUGUGGGUCAGAAGUCGAGAGAGAAGAAAUCAGCCCUUCACUUUGCUGCAGAAUAUGGGCGUAUAAACACAUGCCACAGGCUGCUGGAGACCCUAACAGACUCCAAGAUGUUGAACGAGGGGGAUGAAAAAGGUCUGACGCCCCUCCAUCUUGCUUCAAGAGGAGGACACACUCAAGUCGUGGAUCUGCUGCUCAGGAGGGGAGCCCUCUUUCAAAGUGAUUACAAAGGCUGGUCCUGUUUACAUCACGCUGCGGCUGAGGGAUACACACAGACAAUGAAAAUCCUGCUGGCAGCCAAUGUUCAACUGCUGGACGGAACAAAUGAGGAUGGGAACACAGCUCUUCACAUAGCUGCAAAGGCGGGCCAUGUAGGUGCUGUUCUCCUGUUAUUGGAAAGAGGAGCUGAUAUAACUCUUAACAACGCUGAAAACUCUUUCCUGCAUGAGGCUGUGCGCAAUGAGAAAAAAGAUGUAGUGAAUGCCACCAUCGAAAGCGAGAGGUGUGCUGAGGCAAUGAGGUCAUUUAAAGCUAGUUCAACUUCCUGCUGUGUUGUGAUGGACAUCAUAGAGUUCCUCCCGGAGUCUUUCAAGCAUCUUCUGGACCAGUGUAUGCAAGAGUCAGACCUUGAUGCCAACAGUCCAGAGUACCAUAUCAAGUAUGAUUUCCAGUGGCUUCAGGCUCCCAUACAGUUGAAGAAGUAUGCUAAAACAGACAAAAACAUGAACUUCCAACCACUGGCAGCUCUGAAUGGGAUGGUGCAGUACAACCGACUGGAUCUUCUCACUCACCCCGUGAGCCAAAAAUACCUGGAGAUGAAGUGGAAGGCAUAUGGAAGCAAGGUUCAUUUGCUCAACCUGGCUGUCUACCUGCUUGGCUUGCUGCCCCUCACGUACCUCAUCCUCAAUCUGAGACCGAGCCAGGACAUUUCCACCAAUGGCACAUCUGUCAUCAUGGUGCCUGUAUCUUUCAGAGAGCAAAAAUACUUAAUCUCAGUCUGUAUAAUCAUGGUGCUAGUCAUGAAUGUGUAUGCCAUUUGCAAAGAGCUGGUACAGUUUUCUCAGCAGCGAAUAAUGUACUUCACUGACUACUCUAACCCUGCUGACUGGACUUCAGCCAUUGGCUCUUUGGUCUUUGUAAUUCCCAUGUGCUUCAGUGUAGACAAUACAUGGCAAUGGGAGGCCGGAGCUGUGGCCAUUCUGACAUCAUGGAUCAGCUUCCUGCUUUACUUCCAGAGGUUUGAGCGAGUUGGAAUUUACGUGGUAAUGUUUGGCGGAAUCAUUAGGACCCUGGUGUGCACCUUGGUUCUCUUUGUCUUCCUCUUGCUGGCAUUCGGCUUGUCCUUCUAUGCUUUGAUGCUUCACCGAAGUGAGUUCAGCUCAAUCAGUCUUUCCCUGGCCCAGACUUUUGUGAUGACAGUGGGAGAGCUGAACUACCAGAGCACAUUUCUGGAUGCUUAUGAGAAUGGCCAGAUGGCGUUUCCUGGGAUCACCUAUUUUGUGUUUGUGCUUUUUGUUCUCCUCAUGCCCAUCCUUCUAAUGAACCUAAUGAUUGGUUUAGCGGUAGGAGACAUUGCAGAGGUACAGAAGAAUGCCGAGCUGAAGAGGAUAGCCAUGCAGAUAGAUCUUCACACUACCCUUGAGGAAAAGCUGCCAUACUGGUUCCUAAAACGAGUGGACAAACCAACUAUCACUGUCUAUCCCAAUAAAUGCAAGAAGGCACUGAUGCAGGUCUUUAUUGAUGGUGAGAUCCAAAAUACAGUUCGCACCCGUUUUAACCUCUGCUCACGUCAGGGUGGACCUCUGGAGAGGGAACUGCGCAAACAGAAGAAAAGGUUGAAAGAAAUGUCCAGUGUGCUUGAUAAGCAACAUAACUUGCUGAAGUUGAUCAUCCAGAAGAUGGAAAUCACGUCUGAGGCUGAUGAAUGUGACGGCCCACAGAAUCCUAGAGCCCUAAGACAUAUUACCUCCUCAGGCCAAAAGUCAAAGUGGGCCCCCCUCAUGCAAGCUCUUGCAUCAAGGAAAUAACAUAACAUGCAAUGAAACCAUGGUGUAAUGGAUGAACCCAAAGUUCUCUGCAGUUAUUACUUCUGAUAUUACUUUUUUUGAGGGAGAUUUAUGUUGUGGUUUAGAGCACUAGUGUUUAGUGAGUGCUUUUUUCUUCUUCUUCUUUUUUUUAAGCAAGCAUAUCCAGUGGUUAAUUGUGUGGUUUAUAUCUUGUGGUUAAGUAUAAGUUGAUCUUGUGUGGGUCAAAAUGUAGUGUAUUUGUCAUGUAACACUGUGUACACUUAUUUGAUUCUAACUGACCUUUUGCCAUGUAUUUAGAAAGUGAGCUACCCUAUACACUGACAAAUAUAUUGUGAGGCAGUCUAUUUAAAGAUUUGUGCUGGACAGAGAAAAUGAAUUGUUGGAAUGAUUUCUGAGUUACAGGGAUGUUCAUAAAGUCACUCAAGUGUUAACCAUUCACAGGAUCCAAUGCAAUGAUCUAAUAUGCAGGACCCUGUAACAGCUCUAGUUCUAAAUAAGAUGUGGUUUUAGAAACACAUUGGACAGGGUGGAUAUGAUUACUACAGUAUAAUGCACUUCAAGCCCCUUAAUGCAAAGACCACUAUCAACCUGUGAAGCACCACAUAUCCAGAUUUAUCACCCUGAUCUGUCCACAGCUGUGCUCCACGAGUAGGAGAAUUAGCAUGUCAAUUUCAUCUGGCUGGAUGUAGUAACCCUGAGAUGCUUUGUCAUACCAAAUCCUAAAUUCAAAGUGGUUCUGCCAAGGGUAGCACAUCUGUGUAACCCUCAUUUUUUGGAUCCGUUUCAACUCACUUUUUAAUAUCUCCACAACAUCCUGAUGAAAUUGCCAUGAGAGCAGCAUUACAUAAAACCAUCGUGUUGAUCAGAUUGUCAAUGGGGAUUUCACAGAAUUAAGCAAAAGUCACUCAUGUUGGCCAUAUAUUAAGACCUGCACAGCAAAAAACACUAUAAAAUUCACUUUGUGAUUUUACAUGCAUGUCAUGAGAUGUAAUAAAUUUGAUGACAAGGAUCAGAAUGUCCAGAUGGAAUGGAUUUGCUUUU
Molecule: messenger RNA, 4386 nt
Organism: Myxocyprinus asiaticus (Chinese sucker)
Lineage: Eukaryota; Metazoa; Chordata; Actinopteri; Cypriniformes; Catostomidae
Product: transient receptor potential cation channel subfamily A member 1-like
Exons: 27
Coding region: 19-3345 (1108 amino acids)
Biological process (GO): monoatomic ion transport; transmembrane transport
Cellular component (GO): membrane
Molecular function (GO): monoatomic ion channel activity; protein binding
Source: RefSeq, a predicted model, not a curated record